Molecule: messenger RNA, 1800 nt
Organism: Colletotrichum fioriniae
Lineage: Eukaryota; Fungi; Ascomycota; Sordariomycetes; Glomerellales; Glomerellaceae
Source: RefSeq, a predicted model, not a curated record
AUGCUGCAACGACUUGCCAUCCUCGCCUCGGCGGUGGGUAUUUGCCAUGCAACAACUCAAAUCGUCACCGGCGCCACUCUUUUCGUCGGAGACUCAACGCCCAUCGUGAACACCUCGUACGCUCAGUUCCAAGGCAAAAACGACGACAGGACAGGCACCUCGAACUAUCUUGGCAUUCCUUAUGCUACUGCGGCGCGGUUCAACCACUCGAUAAUAGCUGAGACCGUCGUCUCCGGCGUACAAAACGUUUCAGCCUACGGCGUCGUCUGCCCGCAGCACGAACUCCCAUCCUCCAUCGACCCCUCUGUACUGCCCCUGGGCAGUCUCUCCGGUACCCUCGUUGCCGCACUCUCGCAGUCUACACUAGAGCAGGGCGAGGACUGCCUCUCGAUCAACAUCCACGUACCGCAGAAUACCAGCAGCACCGCCGGCCUGCCCGUGCUGGUGUGGAUCCACGGCGGCGGCUUCGAGGCCGGCGCAGGCGGCUCGCUGAUGCAGGCCGAUGUCGAGAAUCCCGGCGUAGUCUACGAGGCCGCCAAUAUUGUUGCCCGUAGCGUCGCCAUGGGACAGCCCGUCAUUGUGGCCACGAUUAACUACCGGCUGAACCACUUUGGCUUCAGCGCCUCUGAAGAGCUGGCUGCCGCUGGCUUGCUGAACCUGGGCUUUGGUGACCAGCGCAACGCUCUUCGAUGGGUUAACAAGCAUAUCGGCUCGUUUGGCGGUGAUGCCGACAAGGUCACUAUCUGGGGCGAGAGUGCGGGUAGCUGGUCAGUGGCUGCACAUCUUGUAGCCAACGGCGGUGACAACGAGGGCCUCUUUUGGGCGGCCGUCGGCAGCUCGGGUGGACCGCUUAAGGUUGAUGGUCCGGCGAGACAGCAGGAUACCUUUGACUCCCUUGCUAGUUACGUUGGAUGUAGUGACGCCGUAGACGUGAUCGCCUGCCUGAGGGAAGCCUCAUACGACGACAUCUACGCGCACAUGCAGACAGUACCGUACUUCCUAGGCUACAACAGCUUGGCCUCGUCCUGGACCAUCCGCCCCGACGGCGAAGUCUUCACCGAUAGCCCUGACAAACUGGUCAGCGCGGGAGCCAUCGCCAACGUUCCUCUGCUCUGGGGUGACAUGCGAGAUGAAGGCACCCUCUUCUCACUCGUCAACGCCGCCAACACCACCACCGACGACGAAGUAAUGGACUACUUCCUGAGAACCUGGUGGCCCAACGCCACCGACGCGCAGCUCGAGCAGAUCUUGACGCUGUACCCGGCCAACCAGACGGCCGGUUCGCCAUUCGGUACGGGCGAGAACAAUGCGCUUUACAUGCAGUUCAAGCGCAUAUCGGCCAUCACUGGCGACUAUAGUUUCGAGAGCCAGCGCAGGCAGCUUCUUGAUGCCGCGCCGGGCACCAAGUGGAACUACCAGGUCGAACAGGCGCUGCCCGCGGCGGUACUGGAUGGCUCGGCGACGCUGGGCGCGGUUACGGCGGCCGAUUAUGCCGAUGCCAGCACGCUGGAGGCGAUUCCGUAUCUUGGAAGUUUCCAUGCGAGUGACGUCGUGUUAAACUUCUUUGGUACGCUGCCGGCGAACAAUUCGCGCCAUAUGAUGGGUACGCUGAUUGCGUUUGUAAACAACUUGGAUCCCAACAGGCACGACAUGAGUGAUGUGCCUACUUGGCCGCAAUACGAGUCGACUAGCCGGUCAACAAUUCUCUGGAGCGAGGCCGGCGCGGAGAUUGUGGCAGAUAACUAUCGCGAAGAGGCGAUCUCCUACUUAAAUGACAUUGGGGAUUCCUUGCGGAUUUGA